AUGUCGGGAAAGACUGCAACCGAGGACACACGCAAACGAACAAAGGAUGAAGAAGUAACCAGAAUCCUAGCGUCGGCAACGUUGAAGAAGAACUGCCAACGAAUCAGUCUGCUACUCCAGACUCUACAAGUCGUGCACAACAAUUUGCCGUUCGUUGUCGGGGAAUGGGAAGAAUCCCAACUUCUGCAUGCCGUGAUCACGAAGGAAGAGUUCCGAGCUGUUGUGAACAGGCAGACCAUAACGCAUGCGGUUGAGGAGCUGUACGCGUCCGGCGUGGUGGAAAUGACACACGUCAUUCGCGUGAAUCGGAUCCCUGGUGUGAAAUUCUUCACAAUGGUGACCGACUUUUGGACCUGUAAAACAUUGGGGAUGAAGUUCGUCGGUCUCCGCCUAUACUACAUUGACAACGACUGGAAGUUUGGUUCAAUUCUCCUUGGGACUCGUCACUUCAAGCCGCUUUACGGUGAACGAGAUCAAGGUAUUCGGGAACCGUAUGCGCGAUGGCUUAAGCAGAUCCUAGGUGACUUCGGUCUAACAACUGCAGAUUUCUUCGGGGCGACGACGGACGGCGGACCGGACGUCAAGUGGAUGAUGGAGUCUGGAUUACGCCUCCAAUGGGAGUGGUGCUGGCCCCAUCUUACCAAUGCCGCUACGAAGGAAGCUUUUGGCAUGACAGGUGAUCGAAACCCUGGAAUGCGUUCUUUGCUCAGCAAGGUGACAGUCACCAUUUAUCAGGUUCGGUCGGUGGAGGUGAUGGGGAGCCUUUACGCUGAGUUGGUCGACGCUCUUGGGGUCGGCAAGGAAUGGAAGCUAGUCGACUACAAGCCCCAUCGCUUUAUGGGGUUAACUCAAGUAUUUCGCCGUAUUGUGAAACACUGGGACGUGUUCGAGUUGUGGUACGAGGAGCGCACAAGGAAAUUCGAGCGAGACGGAAAAAUUUCUCCGAACCCCUUUCCGCUAUCCGGCCAGAAGAAGCUCAUGGAGCAGCUUUUGUCGCUGCUCGUCCCCAUUUCUGCAGUGAACGUCAAGAGCCAAGCCGAAAAGGUCAACCAAGUGGACGUCCUCUUGUCUGUGUACAAGCUGGGUAUGAAGACGCUGGCUGUGGACCAACCGCUCGUCAAGUUUGAUUCGACAAUAGAGCACGUUGUUCAUGAUCACCCCACCGAGCUACUGCUGUUAGCGGAGACCACACGGAACCUGCGGAGCCAACCCUUUCAAACGCGGUUCUUCUCUCGGUACACUUGCCGUGAAGCGAUGAAGAAGUGCUCGUUUGUGUGGGAAAUACAGUUGCUGCUGCACCCCCACACAAAAAAUAUCGACGGCAUGCUCGUGGGCAUAGUGGGUGCUUGUGGAAGGUCCCAGCGUCUAAGUGAUGGCGUGAUUGAGCGCAAUAAAAGCGCCGUGAAGCAACUUGUUCUCCAGCGACUCAAGACGAUCAUGAUGUCUCUUCAACCUUCGGAAGCCGAGCCUGUGAUGCAAGUGCCGGCGGCAUUCUAUCCCAAUGGUGGAUUUUCAGAGGACCUGUGCGACUUCUUGCCGCUGACGGUGGCCCGGGCACCUGAGCAACCGACUCUACAGAUGCUGCUCGAAGGCCGGGUUGAUGAGGAACUGGACCGGUGGUUCAGCGACCCACAACUUUUGGUAGCCACAUCAGCGACCGAUGUUGAGACUGUUCUCAACUUUUGGAAGCGGAUGCUAGAGACUGGUACCUAUCGCUGUUAA
Messenger RNA from Phytophthora sojae, 1722 nucleotides. RefSeq lists its product as hypothetical. Bases 1 to 1722 code for a protein of 573 amino acids. The record is from RefSeq and is a predicted model, not a curated record. The transcript has a single exon. Lineage: Eukaryota; Oomycota; Peronosporomycetes; Peronosporales; Peronosporaceae.